GAUUUGCAGACUGCUGCUUGGGACUAAUUAAUCGUACACGCUUUAGCGAGUUUUUGAGAGACGCAAUCGAUUCCAUCUCAGACUGUCGAAGCUUUGUCACAUGGUGCUGUGCGCUCGCCGAGUGUCGUGAAGAGGAAGGUAAAGGCACCGAAUGGUCAGCCGGCAGUUCCCCACAUUCCCCACAUCCCCGCCCUCCGAGGCUACCAACCCCAACUUCACCUUCCAUGCGGCAGUAAUCAUCCGUCAUGUCCUUGCGACCAACUACGUGACUGCGAUAAUAACUGGCUUAAAGCGAACAAAUAACACAGCCCUCCAAAAUGGCCGCAAUCGCCACCGCCGUCGCCGGCACCGCAGCAGCGGCAGCCUACCUCAACGCAAAAUUCCACAUCCAGCACGACCUAACCGCCGGCUCACUAGUCAACACCGCCGCCGCCGCCCAAACCUUCAUAGCCGAGAAGCAAGCCCAAGGCAAACUGCUCCUCUACCACAAGCUAGAGGACCACGCGCGGGAGCGCCCCGAUCGCCCGUUCUUGGAGUACGAGGAUCGGGCGUGGACGUACGGCGAGUUUUUCGCGUGUCUGCAGCGCGUGGGCAAUUGGUUGAUGAAUGAUUUGGGGGUGCGGGAGGGGGAGAUUGUGGCGCUUGAUGGGCCGAAUAGUGCGGAGUAUUUGAUGCUUUGGUUUGCGCUUGAGGGGAUUGGGGCGGGGGUUGCGUAUGUCAACUCCCAUUUGACGGGGGCGUCGUUGGUGUCGUCUGUUAAGCUUUGCGAGGCGAGGUAUCUUAUUGCCGAGCGAGGGAUUGAAGACCUCGUCGCUCCGCAUGUGGAUGAGCUUCGCGGUGCUGGGGUCACGACUUUCUGGUAUGAUGCUGCUUUUAUCGACUCGUUGACUGAUACUACGCCAAUACCGCCGGAGAGAGGCGCGAGGACUCAGGCUACUGAUGUUCGAAAGGUGAGCUUUGUACUCAUCUAUACAUCGGGCACCACUGGUCUGCCAAAAGGCGUGAUGCAAAUGGUCGGAAGGACCUUGAACACUGCCAGAAAUAUUGCAGAGUACUUGAAAUUGACGCCCGACGACAAGUUUUAUACUUGCCUGCCUCUCUAUCACGGAGCGGGCCAGGGGUUGUGCACAACCCCCGUCAUCUACGUCGGCGCCUCCAUGCGCCUCGGCCGCCGCUUCUCCCACAAAACCUUCUGGCCCGAAGUGCACGCCAGCAAAGCCAACAGACUCCAAUACGUCGGCGAGCUGUGCCGCUACCUCGUCAACGCGCCGCCGCACCCGCUCGAGCGCAGGCACCACCUCGCCGAAGCCUGGGGCAACGGCAUGCGGCCGGACGUCUGGGAGCGCUUUCGCCAGCGCUUCAACAUCCCCGUCAUUCACGAGUUGUAUGCUGCGACGGACGGCAUGGGGGCGACGUUUAAUUACAAUCGCGGCGAGUUCACGCGGAACGCGAUUGCGUUGCGGGGACUUAUUUGGCAUGCUAGGAAUGGGGGGACGGAAGUACGAGCGAAAAUUGAUCCUGAUACGGAGGACAUUGUGCGCGGAAAGGACGGCUGGGUCCUCAAAGCCGGCAUCAACGAAGCGGGCGAAGUGCUGCACAAAAUCGACCCGAGCGUCAAGACAACAGCGUUCAGAGGCUACUUCAAAAACCCAGCAGCGUCGGAGAAGCGGUGGAUGCAAGGCGUCUUCGAACCCGGAGAUCUCUGGUUCCGCUCGGGGGACGUGAUGCGCCUCGACGCCGACGGCCGCGUCUUCUUCGUCGAUCGCGCGGGCGAUACGUUCCGCUGGAAGUCGGAGAACGUGAGUACAAACGAAGUGGCGGAUGUGGUGGGCUCGUUUGCGCAGAUUGCGGAGACGAACGUGUACGGCGUCGCUGUGCCGCACGCUGAUGGCCGAUGUGGGUGUGCGAUGCUGGUGCUGCAGCCCUCCACUUCGCCCGAGAGUCUGGACUUGCGGGGUUUGGCGCGGCAUGUGUUGGAGAGGCUGCCGCGGUAUGCGGUGCCUAUCUUCCUCCGAGUCACGCCGCAGAUUGCCGUGACGGGAACGUACAAGAUGCAAAAGGGGCCGGCGAAAAGGGAGGGCGUGGACUUGGAUGUCUUGGAGAAGGCUGGGAGUCAGGAUCGGAUGUUUUGGCUACCGAAUGAUGGGAAUAGCUAUGUGCCGUUUCGCCGGCAGGAUUGGGAGGCGUUGAAGGCGGGUAGAAUCAAGAUAUAG
This is a messenger RNA of Neohortaea acidophila, 2213 nucleotides long. RefSeq lists its product as uncharacterized. Lineage: Eukaryota; Fungi; Ascomycota; Dothideomycetes; Mycosphaerellales; Teratosphaeriaceae. The record is from RefSeq and is a predicted model, not a curated record. The transcript is spliced from 6 exons. The coding region runs from base 318 to 2213 and encodes 631 amino acids. Gene Ontology annotation, molecular function: long-chain fatty acid-CoA ligase activity; long-chain fatty acid transmembrane transporter activity.